AUGGGUAAAUCUUCUAAAGGAAAGGGAGGUAAAAACAGAAGAAAGGGAAAGAACGACAAUGGUGGUCAAAAGAGAGAAUUGAUCCACAAAGACGAAGGUCAAGAAUAUGCCCAGAUUACCAAGAUGUUGGGUAAUGGUAGAAUCGAAGUCAGUUGUUUCGAUGGCGAAAAGAGAAUGGGUCACAUCAGAGGUAAAUUGAGAAAGAAGGUCUGGAUGGGCCAAGGUGACAUUAUCUUGGUGUCUUUGAGAGAUUUCCAGGGCGACCAGUGUGAUGUCAUCCACAAGUAUAACUCUGAUGAGGCUAGAACUUUGAAGAACAUCGGUGAGUUGCCAGAAACCGCUAAGAUCAACGAGACCGACACUUUCGGUGCCGACGACGACGAGGAGGUUAACUUUGAGUUCGGUGAUAAUGAUGAUGAGUCCGAGGACGACGGUGACUUGGAUAUCGAUGAUAUUUAA
Candidozyma haemuli is the source of this 459-nucleotide messenger RNA. RefSeq names its product Tif11p (gene TIF11). The record is from RefSeq and is a predicted model, not a curated record. Bases 1 to 459 code for a protein of 152 amino acids. Gene Ontology annotation, cellular component: cytoplasm. The transcript has a single exon. NCBI's taxonomy places the organism in Eukaryota, Fungi, Ascomycota, Pichiomycetes, Serinales, Metschnikowiaceae. Gene Ontology annotation, biological process: translational initiation. Gene Ontology annotation, molecular function: RNA binding; translation initiation factor activity.